AUGGGACCUUCCAAAGUGAUUCCUUAUUAUUUCAAAGCGGAGGAAUCGUUUGAUCACGAAGAAGUGACAAUUGCUACUCUGGUGACGCACAAUCGUUUCCAUGUACUCAGUCGAUUAGCAUCUCACUACAAAGGACCGGUAUCCGUAGCUAUUCAUGUCAAUGAUGACGAAUCCAAACAAACCAUCUUGACCGAUCUUCACCGACUCUACGACGAGAAUCCAGAUAUGCGACGCUACGUCGAUUUGCAUUUAGUAGUUGAUAAAUUUGAUCGUCAGUUCAAUAUGUGGCGUAACGUAGCCAAGUUCUUUGCUCGAAGUGACUACAUCAUGAUGCUUGAUGUCGAUUUCUACCUGUGCACAGAUUUCCGCCAAUCGUUAAAACAACAACCCGAAUUAAUGGACCGAUUACGAAGUGGACGUGCGGCUAUUGUGGUGCCUGCUUUCGAGUUCAUCCGGGAAGAAGAUGGCGAGGAUUGGCAUAAAUUCCCCAAGAACAAGAACGACUUGAUGGACAUUGUACAAACAGAUAAGAUCGACAUGUUCCAUCGAGGAUGGAAGCGAGGUCAUGGAUCUACCGAUUAUCAAAAGUGGUACAAGUCUAGUGAUCCGUACAAGGUGGUCGAUUACAACUACUCUUAUGAACCGUACGUCAUUUUCAAGAAAGAGGGAACCCCUUGGUGCGACGAGCGCUUCAUUGGUUACGGUGCCAAUAAGGCAGCGUGUUUGUACGAGAUUUACCUGGCGGGCAUUGACUAUUGGGUCCUUCCCAACGAUUUCUUGAUCCAUCAAACACAUCAUUAUCCCGAAGAGACUAGAGCAAAAGAGCGAAAAUACAACAAGAAACUUUACGAUUAUUAUCGGGAAGAAGCCUGUUUACGUUAUGCACGCAUCCUGAUUGCUUCGAACAAAUGGAAUACCCCGUAUGCUGACAAUGUCAAAUCAGAAUGUGCAAAGAUCAAGGGUUUCAAUGAUGUUAUUCGUAAAGUGGAGGCAAAACAGUAG
This is a messenger RNA of Radiomyces spectabilis, 1002 nucleotides long. Its product is annotated as glycosyl-transferase for dystroglycan-domain-containing protein. The record is from RefSeq and is a predicted model, not a curated record. The transcript is spliced from 2 exons. Gene Ontology annotation, molecular function: glucuronosyltransferase activity; xylosyltransferase activity. Lineage: Eukaryota; Fungi; Mucoromycota; Mucoromycetes; Mucorales; Radiomycetaceae. Bases 1 to 1002 code for a protein of 333 amino acids. Gene Ontology annotation, biological process: protein O-linked glycosylation via mannose.